Molecule: messenger RNA, 849 nt
Organism: Salvia miltiorrhiza (redroot sage)
Lineage: Eukaryota; Viridiplantae; Streptophyta; Magnoliopsida; Lamiales; Lamiaceae
Product: homeobox-leucine zipper protein ATHB-40-like
Exons: 3
Coding region: 98-721 (207 amino acids)
Biological process (GO): positive regulation of DNA-templated transcription
Cellular component (GO): nucleus
Molecular function (GO): DNA-binding transcription factor activity, RNA polymerase II-specific; sequence-specific DNA binding
Source: RefSeq, a predicted model, not a curated record
CAAAGUCCUCCGAAGAUAGCACCAACUUCUUUUCCUCCCUUCCCCUAUACUCAAAUUUGCAACUCAAAAAGUCCUACAUAUCUUAGAGAGAGAGAGGAUGAACCCUGAAGCUCUAGUUGAUGAACAGAUGCCACUCAUUUCUCAGUAUUAUCCUGAUCCUGAUGGGAUAUACACCCAGUUUGUACCUCAACCUGGGGCGGCGAAGACGAAGGCGAGGCGGCGGCGCAGGAAGAGUAAAGGGAUUGAGGGAGUGAUGCGGAAGAGGAAGCUGAGCUCGGAGCAGGUGAAGAUGCUGGAGGAGUGUUUCGGGAGCGAGCAGAAACUGGAGUCGGACAGGAAGGAGAGGCUGGCGGCGGAGCUGGGACUCGACCCGCGCCAGGUGGCGGUGUGGUUCCAAAACAGGAGGGCCAGGUGGAAGAGCAACAAGCUGCACGAGGAGUAUUCCAAGCUCAAGUCCGACCACCACACCGCCGUCCUCCACAAAUGCCGCCUUGAGACCGAGCUUCUGAAGCUAAAGGAACAACUCCAUGAAGCGGAGAAGGAAAUACAGAGGCUCUCGGACGGCUUCUCGAGCAAUAGUCCAUGUUCGUCCUUCUCAAUGGAAGUAGGAGCACCUUUUCUUGGGGAAUUUGGAAUGGAAGGAUUAGAGAAUGUGUUUUACACUUCUGAUCAAAACUACUCUGCCCAUGGAAUGGAGUGGGAUAAUCUCUAUUACAUGUAAUUAGAUUAAAUUAUCAUAUAACUAAUUUGUAAUCUGCAUUAGAGUGGGAAUAUGAGAGACAUUCAAUAUGUAUAUAUUAACAACUAAUGUAAAUUAAUCUCUCUAGUUUUAUCCUUUCGUUUUAUGGA